Molecule: messenger RNA, 10706 nt
Organism: Pelobates cultripes (western spadefoot toad)
Lineage: Eukaryota; Metazoa; Chordata; Amphibia; Anura; Pelobatidae
Source: the annotation of a GenBank genome assembly
CUGGCCCUGAGGUUUGAAUAGGGAAGUUUUGCAGAGGUUUACAUUUGCAGCCACUUCAGUGUUUGCAAAUAUUGUCAGCACCCAGCAAGUCCUCUGCUCCAGGAGGAGGAGGAGGAAGGACUCAGCCUUCUCUAUUAUUUUUAUUAUUAUUUUUAUUAUUAUUAUUUUUUGCUAUGCAAUGAUACUUGCAUGAAAACUGGCUUGCCUAUUCCAUUUUACUGGGAAUUACUAUUAUUAUUUUUUAAAAACAUUUUUUUUUGCAUAUUUUCAUGCAUAUCCAACACCUUUUGGGAUUAUUAUAUUUUUUAUCCUUAUUAUUGCCUAUGCCUAGAUCUAUGGUAGCCUUUCUAUUUUUCUAGCAUCCAAAAAAAAAAAAACCCUGACUCUCUCCCUUUCUCCAUCUCUACCCUCUCUAUAAAUAUAUAUCUAUAAAUAUUUAAUAUCCUUAAUAGAUCAUGGAUGUUUUACCAAUGUGCAGCAUCUUCCAGGAGCUACAGAUUGUGCACGACACUGGCUAUUUCUCAGCAUUGCCCUCCCUGGAAGAAUAUUGGCAACAGGUAAAUGGAGUUGAUUUCAUGGAUUGCCUGCUGGGGAGGAGGAGAUGCAAAUAAAAGCCAAUGUUUGCAUGCAUAGCAACUGCUAGCUUUUAUUUAUUCUUGCUGUUUUAUUAUAUUUAUUUUUCAGAUUUUAUUAAUAUUGUAAAUAAAUAUUUUCUAAUGUCACUUUGUGUUUAUUGAUAUGUUAGAAUUCUGGAGACAAACUAUGUAUCUAUUUUUUUUUUGCCUGCCUGCUACAGCAAUUCUAUCUUGUCUGUAAUUAUAUUGCUGAACGUAAAAACAAAACCUGUAGAUCUGCAUUGUAAAUCUCUAUAUAUUCCUUGUCAACUAAAUCUCAUUUAUUCAGAUCAAUUUUUUAAUGUUAAGAUCGGUUGCAGAUCUCUGUAAAUUGACUAGUAUGAGACUGUCAUGCUUCUGCAUGUAUUUUAUUUAUUACAAUGGUGAUUGCAUAUGCAUUUUGCACUGCAGAGAUUGAUGGUCUUGUUUACAAGAGCUUGCAAUCUAGUGAGGGUGUCAGACACGAAGGUAUUGCGUCUGCUUUGGAGCAAGGUGGCCUUGAUUUGUAAUGCCAAAAUCAUUGGGAUGUAGAGAUAGCUAUACACAUGUGGGUUUCACCCCCAGUGCUUUCGCAAUGACAGCUAAAUGUAGCUUCAAUCAAGCACAGCUUCGGUUUCACUAGUAACUACAGCCAUUUGGCAAAACUUUGAGCCUGCAAUAGGUCCAAAUUACACAGCUGGGUCUUGUCAUGUAAGACACAGCAAUGCCAAGAGUUUUAUUCCUGUCAUUUUCUGUUUGUAGAAGCAAUAUUUUUAUUUUUUAUUAUUUUUAAGAUUCUGCUUCACAUGUAUCUAUUGGUUUAAAAAAAAAAAAAAAAAAAAAUGUUUGUCAGAGGAUGUGUGUGACAGCUUCUAAUCAGUAGAACAAUGGCUGAUUCACCAGGCAAAACAUUGUAUUGGGAGUCUAUUGUUUCUGUUGCCCAGGGAAAUAAAAGAACUUUUUUUUUUUUUUUUCAAGUUGAUCUUGUCAAAAGGGACAGACUGGAAAUGGCAUUGUGUUUUUGUGCUGCGUUUGUUUGUUUUGUUUUAUUAUCCCCAACAGUGGUGAUUGCAUUUGUCCUUGUCUCCAUUUAAUGAUGUUUACUUUUUUUAACAAUGCAAACUAAGAGAUCAGAUGUCUGUCUGAGAAGGGGGAGUCUUGCCACUAAAGUGUUACAAUCAUAGCAUUCCUAAUUAAUUGUAUGCACCUCCACUCCAUCCUUCAAAGAUGCAGAUCUUCAGUGUAUGAUUGAAAUUGAUCUAAGUAGCUUCCUUCAGGCAUUUUAAAUCUUGGAAUGGAGCCAGGUUCUGUUCCCAGAAUCCUUUAGAGACAUUUCAAAUAUCACAGAGCUCAGUUCAUCGACACAAUCAUGGGAAUGGGGGAUUCUAAUAGUGUUUAAAUUAUUAAACUUGAGCAGCCUUGCUAUCCUCCUCUCUUCCCAACUACUCUUCUCCGGAAUCAAUAAAAUGCAUUUUAUCCUUUUAAAUAUUUUAUUUGAAAAGCAAUGCCGUGUUCUAAUCAUAGCUGAAGAAAAAUCAAUUUAUAUAUAUUUUUUUUUUGUUUGUUUCCUCCCACUUUGGCCCCUAAUUUGACUUAUGUGCAAGGCAAAAGUCCACAAGGUAAAAUGCAAGACUGUGCAUUAAAAUGUUAACUGUUCACUACCUCCCCAGGCAAGCAGCUGGUGAAGUAUGUGUGGUAUUUUGAUUGCCCAUGUCUGCAAGCCAUAGGACAUCUUUCAGAGUCUAUGUCUCUGCAAAACCAGUCUGACACAGAAGAGCUCUGAAUGCCUUCAGGCCAUAGACAAAAAUAAAUAAAUAUUUUUUUCAUUUUUGUAAUUGGUGUUCUCAUAGUAGUCUUUCACUUUGGGUACAUGUGUACGAUAAAUUGUUGUACAAAAAUAUCUGCUUUUGAAAAAUGUAUUCCAGUGCAUAGUCUAAUGGCUUAUUCUCAUGGCUUGUGGUCAGUAUUUGAAAAGGAAGUCUCUGUUGGCGUAGAAUGAAAAGAAUGUGAAUGACUCAUCCAGUUGUACUGUUGGCGAGGAGAUAAUAUUCUUGUCCAUUGUAUGGUUUCCAGAACCAUCUAAAAGAGGAUUUGCUACCAUUUAUAUUUAUCUAAUUUAAAAUUCCGAAAAUACCCACUUCUGCAAUGUAGUGUUUAUUUUGUGUUUUGUUCUCCUUGCAAACUGAUAUUUUACCCGUUCACUUCUUUGAAUUGGUUUUUCAACGGAAAUGAGUUACUCUACAUGUAUCCUGUGCAGAAUCUCUCUUCUUUACAACUGAGGCUUAGUCAUAAUUUUUGUCUCAAUCAUAACAAGUCAUUCAUUUUUAUCAAUUUCAAACAACAUGCAUGUUGGCUUGGUUGCAUAUUCACAAGUCUUUAAAAAAAUAAAUAAUAAAAAAGAAAUCCUGAUUUUCUAAUAAAAUUGAUGGUAUUUAUUUAUUUUGUAUUCUUAGAAAACAAGAUUUUCAUUCAUUGUGUUUAUUUGCCUCUUUUCUAGACAUGCCUUGAAUUGGAGCGAUAUUUGCAAAAUGAGCCUUGUUAUGUGUCUGCGACUGAAUUUAAAUUUGACAGAGAGGAGGAACUCUGGACCAAAUUUAUCCUAGCAUGUGAGAAGAAAGAGGAGCCUGACCACAAGAUUACAUGCAUUAAGACUGAGGACAUAAGUGACAGCCAGAUUUUAGAGACCAAUAGCUUAAACUCUGAUGUUGGAAGUGAGUCUUCUGAUGGUUCAGAAGAACUUUCACCAACCUCAAAAUUUACCUCGGAUCCAAUAAGUGAUGUUUUGGCCACUUCUGGAACCUUUAGUUCAUCUGUCACUUCAACUCCCCCGUCAUCGCCAGAACAGAGCAAGGAGUCUCCUUCCCACUUGUGGAAUGGUAUAACUGGCGAAUUGCAUUCACCAGGGAAAAUUAAAUCUGGUUCCAUUAUAAAGACUGAACAAGGUAGCCCAAUUAGUGGAGAAACCUCACCAGAUGGACGGAAACGUAUCCACAAGUGUACUUUCAAUGGCUGCAAGAAGGUUUACACCAAGAGUUCACACCUGAAAGCACACCAACGCACUCACACAGGUCAGUUCUUGGUCUUCAUUGAGAACUUGACAGUAGGGAAUCCCUUGUUGUCAUGCCAUAAUGCAACCACUGGAUGGAAAUCCAAAGCUCGUAGAUGGUGAUGUAACUCAUCCUGUGGAGAGCCUACUUCCUCAUUCUUUUCUGUAGUGAAUUUGGGAUCUUAACUAGAGUAUGUUCAUAAAUGGAGUGAAUGAAAACAUACUCCUUUUAGAGAGUCCAAUGGGAAGCUAGUAUUUUUUUCAGUUCAUAUCAAUUUUUAUUCAAGUUUACUGCAAAGUUUGGUUUGAUGGUUUCCCAUGAAGUAUGUUUUUCUUGCCAGGAUUUUUUAUUUAUUUUUUUUUUUAAAUACACUGUGUGUUCUAGUUUAAAAGUGCCCGGUUUCAUAACACACAAUAUUUAUCAUUAUGUAAAAAUAUUUUUGAAGCUGUAGCACACAGUUCAGAAAGAUGCUUUUAAGGCUGUAGACAAGCACCCUUCUGCUUAUUUAAUGUUUCUUGGUUGCAAGUAUCAUGUGCAUUAGAUACUGGUAGAGAAAUUAUUUAGUGUUAUUUACUAAAAUAUGAAUUCAAAGUAAAUUAUGAAUUUAAGGCCAUAGUAGCCAAGCUGAAAGCAUAGCUGACUGAGAGGUGUGUCUUCUUGUUAGUCUAUUUUAACCUUUUAAAAUUUAAAUUCACUUUGAAUUUCCACUUUAGAAAAUAGCAUUGUCAGUCUCCACACAAUAAAUGGAUAGAAAUAGGCAUACAGCUAGGAGGAAGAACAUAAAAAAACAAACAGCACAUAUUGAUGUACAGUAUAUAUGAAUAACAAAGCGCUGUUAGAAAUCGGGUAAAUGCAAUAAAAUCCACACAGGGAUUACACUGGUCUGCUUUCCACCACAGGGGAUAGUAAAUAGUCCGCAGGCACAGGUACUUCAGGAUACAAUGUCAGGAUACACGCAUUUGACGAAACGCGUUAGAUGUUUUAAAAUAUAUAUAUAUAUAUAUUUUUUUUAUAUGCAAUUUGUGCCUAAAUAUACAUUUUUGCAUUUGAAUCCUGACUUUGUAUCUUGAAAUACCUGUGCCUGCUGACUAUUUACUAUCCCCUAUGGUGGAAAGCGGACCAGUGUAAUCCCUGGGUGGAUUUCAUGGCGUUUACCUGUUUUCUAUCUUGUGAGCGCAAUCUAACAUCGCUGUGUGUUACUCAUAUAUACUGUACAUCACUAUGUACUGUUUGUUUAAGUUCUACCACUAAGCUGUAUCCCUAUUUCUAUUUUUAUCCAUCUGAUACUACAGUGGCACAGUGGGAACGGCCUCUAGGGAAGCUAUCUACAUUGUACUAAAUACAUUAUAUCUAUUUAUCUGUUAUUUUAUUGAGAAGUAGAAUUUUGGUUUUGGCACUCAAGGUUCAUUCAUCUAAAAUUGAAUUUGUGUUGGACAACUUCUCAUUAAGAAGAGAUAUGUAAUGGACCACUGAAGAGAACCUAGUUACGUAAUCACAUCUGAUUGUGGUCUAAAAGGGAGAAUAUAUUGAACUUCACAACUGAAUAGCCGCUUAUAUUGGCAAAAUGACAGCCAUGGGGAAGAUUGAGUCCCACUGUUUUUCCCUAUUUUUUUUUACAGGGUGAUGGUGAAUUCGUUAUUUACAGCACAAACCCCUAGUAUCUUGGAGCUAUUGUGGAUAGGAAUGUAUUGAUCAGCUGUCUACUGUUAUGAAACCUUGCUACCCCACUUCCAUUCUGCAUUGUGUAGAUUUUCUGUCAAAGUCUAUGACUUCAGACAUGGCCUUUUUUUUGACCUUUCAUAGCCAUCUACCUACGAAAUGUCAGCCGUUAUGUAGCUGAGAGAAUUUGUCUUCCAUAAACAACUGGAUGAUUCUUUUCCAUAAACAAAAUCCCUCCUUUAAGAAUUUUUCCACUGUGCCUUGAAACAUAAAAUCUAUUUAUUUUGGAGCCUUACUUACCCUAUUUGUCCCUUGCAGGAGAAAAGCCUUACAGAUGUUCCUGGGAGGGCUGUGAGUGGCGCUUUGCAAGAAGUGAUGAACUCACCAGACACUUCCGAAAACACACUGGUGCCAAACCAUUUAAGUGCCCGCAUUGUGACAGGUAUGUCAAUUUAUUCCUUUUUAGAUACUAUUUCCCUUAUUGUCUGGUAUUUCAGGUUUUAUUCUUUGCACCUGUUGCUUAGAUAGGAAAAUACAUAGGGUGUAAUUGCCUAUUGAAAAGUCCAGUUAAUUGAAAGUGUGUGUGUUUGGGCUCUUAAAAUCUAUAAUUUCACUAAUGCCACCUAAACAGUAUUUAUUUUCUUAUAUUCUCGUUUUAAAUAACUGGAUGUAAUUGUAUGGUCGCUCUAUUCCGGGGAUGGAGUCUCGCAUGAUUUUGUUUACUUUAGUUAGUGACUCAUUCUAUCCAUAGAUCAGGAGGUGGCAGGCUUCAUUCCUAAAGGAUGAGUAGAUGCUUAGUUUGAGAAGGUCUCUCUUGUUUCACAGGUGUUGCUAUAAAAACAUCUGUAAAACAGGGAUAUCCUAAAAUGUGCAAUAAGACCUUUUGGCAUUCAGUGUAAUGCACGUUCUAUAGAACAUAAUGAGUCAUUUAAUCCGCUUUCUUCUGUGGUGUAAUCCGAUACUGCAUCUUCCCAGAAAUGUACUGGUGCUUAACAGCGCUAUUCCGAAAUUAGGAGGAAGCAUUGAUAUCACAACAAUAUGACAUUACUAAACCUAAUGUGAGCGGAUGCAUGCAAUAGGCUUCAGUCAGAAAUGAUAGUGGUCCUAUAUGGCAUGGGAUUUCAAGAAUGGCUAAACAAUGCUGUGCAGGAUAAUAAUUACUGUACACAGUUAUUCACUAAACUGUGAAAUGAGAGGAAUACAUGUAAAUUCAAUAUAGCUGAACUGUCCUACAAUUUUCCAUCAGUUCAGAUUGUUUUGCCCUUUUUUUUUUUUUCUUCAUUCAUGCUUACUGAAGAACGUGGCAGUAUUUGGCCCAAACUAUCAGUUCCGUAGUUUGCUCUAUAAGAAACCGAUGGUUUAGGCCAAAUGUAUUUUUUAUUUAUUUUUUAUUAAUUAUUUACUUUUUUAUUCUAUACUUAAUUUCUAUCCUUUAAAAUGCAAAAUAUUAUUUUGAACACAUAGUGGGGUACUAUAUUGAGCACUUUUGGAAUUCAGUUCUAAAACUGGAAAACUUAGAAAAUAUUAAGAGUUCUGUUGGUCUGUGAAUGCCAGAGGGAAGGUUAGCUUGUUUCUUUAUAUGUUUGUUUUGUGUGCUUAUAAAGAGUUAAAUGCCAGCAGCACUCUAAGCCUGGGCUUGCCUGCAACUAGCCUCAACUGUAGCCUUGUGUUUACUCACCCACUGUACAUAUAUUUAUUUCAGUUAACGUACAAUGCCUAUGGUGAAUUGAAAGCUGUUCUUGAAGUUUUUAUUGUACUUUUUGUAGUUUGUUUAAAUAAAAAAAUGGUUAAAUUUUUUUUAAAUUAGUACUAAGUGUUUUUUUUUUGUUUUUUUUUUGUUUUUUCUCCUCUAAGGUGUUUUUCUAGGUCUGAUCACCUGGCCCUUCACAUGAAGCGUCACCUCUGAAUGAGUCAAGGGGGAAGUCGUGAAUAAGAAACUUCAAGGUUGAAAUGCCUUGUGCGAGGGAUGCGUGUUCCAGCCAAAGCAUGCCAAUUUGCACCCUAACCAGAUGCCUUCUAGACCUCAUUUCUUAGAGCGUCUUCGUAGGGCUAAUCAAUCGUGUCAGAUGCGGCAUAGCAACCACCUAGUGCUACACCUGGAGUCUCCUCGACCCCGGCACUUGUGGUGCUUUAUCUUCUGAACGGCUUGUCUAAGCCUUCGCCGUGAGCAUGUGCACUGAGAAUGUUAAUGAUUGGGUGACUGAAUGGUGACGAGGAGCCAAUGUCUGUAUGUGGAGGAUUUUUAUUUUCUUAAGGUUGAGCUCAUAUGUGAGGGUUUGGAAAAUAAAAGUGGAAAAAUGGUUUGAAUGAUUUUUUUAUUUUUCUUUGUAUGCCAUGGCAUACUGUAUUUGGGACUCUACCAUCCAUCGUUUUCAUCUGGGUUCUACAGAAGGAGGAUGAGGAAUCCCCAAUGGAGAUGAUCCAUUUCCUGUACGAGAGGAGCUUUUGUUGUCUGGUGCAGCUAUUAACGUGCAAUGUGUCAAGUAGCCUGUUUUUUGUUUUGUUUUUUUGUUUUUUACAUGCUACAAUGAUCAUUUGUAACCCAUUGUAUAAGCUGUGUAUUUACAAAUAUAACAAAACUAUAACUUUUCAUUAUAAUAGAAAGAUAUUGCAUGGUUCAGGGGGAAAAAAAAUGACUUUUUUUUUUCAUUCAUACUUUAAAUCAGGACUGCAAGUUAUAAUUCCAGAUGAGAGCAGCUAAAUACAAUUGGUCUGGUGUUGUGUUACUAUGUAUGGAACCUAAAAUAUAAGUGGAGAAAACCACUAGAGCUUAAAUUUUAAUUUUUUUUUUUUUUUUUUUCUCAUGCAGCUAAUUUUCUAUUAUUUAUGCCUUGAGGACUAAUUUCUGGUUUUCUAGCUGUUAAUGCACUGUUGACCUUAAAAUGGUGCCUUAUGGAAGUGAUCUUUACAUAUUACAAGGUCUGAUACAGGGGUUUACGCUUUGUAAGCUUACUUAAGGCUCUGUUGUCACCCAGGAGUGUACAUUUUCCUUUUCCGAAGCUAAAAAGCAUAUGUACAUAUACAGUUAACCUUUGUAAAAUGUAGUAGCAUACAGAAUUGGCUGUAGCCUGACAAAGCAUUUAGUUUAAUUUGCUAUAUAUUGACUGUUGAUGUAGUAAUGCCCUGUUUUUGUUUUUUUUCCCACAACUUAUCUUUCUGCCCUCUUGCUUUAUAUUUUCUUUAAACUGAACUUGCACAAAUGUAUCCUGUAUCUGUACAUGCACUUAAAUAUGUAAAUGCUCACACAUUGGAGGUACAGAGUAAAUGUCUUGAAUUGAAGAGUACUUCAUUGCUUUCUAAACUUUUUAGAUUUAAAACAUCCACCAAAGCAAAAUUCAGAUGACCUGUUUUUUUUCUACUUGGAUAAGCUCGCUAGUGCCACACUAAUAUCGACAAACCGCGAGUUUUGAGUCAACACGAGUAUAAUAUUUAGACCAAAAUAAUUGACUUGGAAGCAGAAAAGUUAAAUUAGGAUUCAUUGGCCUAAACAUUGUAUUCUGUUUGUCCAAUUUAACCCCACACCGCUAAAAUAAAAAAAUAAUAAUAAAAAUAAAAAUCUUUGUGUGCACACAUACACACUUUAUAUAUCCCUGUCCCUCCUUUUCCACGAAAGACUAUAUAGUUUAAGUAUGUGCACUCAAUGGCUGAAAGCCGACGUCUAUGCUUUUUAGGACGACUUUAGAAAUUUGUUUGGGGUGUAAACCUUUGUAGUCUUAGGUCACUGAGUGUUAAAAGCUGUAAAAAGAAGUUGAAAUCUAUUUUUGUAAUAUUUUAUUUAAUGUUAAAGAGGUUUUCUUGUAAAUGUAGAAAAACUAAAAAAAAAAAAAACCUGCUAUUAUGAGCAGCAUUUACAUUUUUAUCUAGAAUUUUUUUUUCUUCUCACUGUAGAUAUUGAUUUAAAAAUAGAAUUAAAGCAUUGCGUUUCAUACUAGGUGACUUGCCACAAAGUAGCAGAAUACCUGGGCUGGUAUCUUCUGUAGAGUUAGAGAUAAUUUUAAUGAAUGUACCAAUAGCUUAAUUACUACCUGGAGGAAAAUGCCUGUGGCCCGAGCAGUGUAAAUUACUUUUCCAAGAUUCUUUGUCAAUUCAGUAUCAGAACAUCUUGGGGAACGGUCCUUAGAAUACAUACACAUACUUUUAUUUUUUUAAUUUUAGAGUACUUUUUUUUGUCCCUUUGCCAAAUUUGUUACUUGUUCAGUCACAUGGGGGAAAUGUCCCUUUAUAACCCGUGGUAACCAUGUAUGUAACUUAGAGCUUUUCCUGUUAAAUAAUUUGAAGGGAGCUUCAUAGAGAACAACUGUGGGGCCAUAUUCUAAAACUGGAGAAAUUGCCAUAGAAACCAAUGCAAUGUUCCUGCAGAUUAUUCUGCUUUAGAAAAAAUGCCCCAGAAUUGCAAUUCACAUGUAACCCCCACUGAUGGUAAUUCAGACUGGGAGACACCACAAACAUUAAAUUAGGGUCUCUUUAGAGAUUUGGGGUGCAUUGAGCUUCAUAACUCUUCAAGUCUGUGGUGCACAGUCUCAUAGUUGUUGAUACUCUAUUGCAGACUGAAUUACUUUAUGUAAAUGUCAGCACAAAGUUGAAGAGUAUAACUAAAGUCUAUAACUAAAUCUGUCACUCAUGUUGAAAUUGUAAUUGCUGUAAUAAACUUUGUUAACAAUGUAUCUUGCUUCAUCCUCUGGUUAUUUUGCAAGAAAAGCUCUCUGCUGCAUAUAUUUACGCUUUUGGGGGGGGGGGAAGGGGAAUAGCUAUGUAGUAAUAUUGUCUUAAAACCAAGUGACUUAGGGAUGAACUUUAUUGUUUUGUGGUUUCUUUUUAACUUACUAUGUAAGUAAAUCCUCAUUUUCUGGUUUUAAGACAAAACCAGUUAUACAGGUGCCACACUUUUUUUUUUUUUUUCCUUUCUGAUUUCAUAUACUUGUGUAGAUUUAAGAGAAAAAACUUUUACUUUUGUUUAGCAGAGCACUAUGCUAGGGUUUUCAGAUCUUCCUAUGUUAUGUUUUGGACUGCUCUGGGUUUAGCCAUAAUAGUCAGAAACUAGAUAAACAAACGCAUAAACGUGCACUGGCUUGUCUCGCUUGUGAAAUGCCAUCAGCAUUAUUUAAUUGAGGUGCGGCUGUGUGAACUUUGUUUCCCAGUGCCUGUAAUUUUCUUAAUGAUAGCAUACACUCUGUUCAGGUGAGAACUGAGCCUCAGUCAAGCAAAUGGAAAGAAAGGAAGAAAAAUAUAUAUAUUAAAAUUGCUUGAAAUUUGAAAGAAGAGAAAAUUUCUAUUAGUGAAAUUUUUUUUAUUUUUGUUUUGUUCAGAAACGCCCUGUUAUCUGAAGAAUCUUUGUAAGAUUUUUGUAAAAGUUUUGUUUUACAAGAUUUUAUUUGAAAUUUGUUUUUUGCAAAAUUGUUAUAUUUCU